Molecule: messenger RNA, 2097 nt
Organism: Hibiscus syriacus
Lineage: Eukaryota; Viridiplantae; Streptophyta; Magnoliopsida; Malvales; Malvaceae
Product: kinesin-like protein KIN-7H
Exons: 9
Coding region: 1-2097 (698 amino acids)
Biological process (GO): microtubule-based movement
Molecular function (GO): microtubule motor activity; microtubule binding; ATP binding
Source: RefSeq, a predicted model, not a curated record
AUGGUAAGCAUCUUGAAGUUGCACCUGACAGCUGAAAGUUCGACUACUGAAUAUGCUGGAGCCAAAAAUUCAAGCGUUCUUGCAGCUUCCGUGAAUUUUAUUGAUUUAGCUGGAAGCGAGCGUGACUCUCAGACCUUAUCUUCUGGUGCAAGAUUGAAAGAAGGCUGCCACAUAAAUCGAAGUUUAUUAACUCUUGGAACUGUGAUUCGCAAGCUAAGCAAAGGAAGAAAUAGUCAUGUACCUUACAGAGACUCUAAGCUAACACGCAUACUCCAGAAUGCUUUAGGAGGCAAUGCCAGAACAGCUAUCAUUUGCACUAUGAAUCCUGACCGUAGUCAUGUUGAACAAUCGAGAAACACUCUCUCAUUUGCAAGCUGUGCUAAAAAGGUAGCAACCAAUGCACAAGUCAAUUUAGUUAUGUCAGAUAAGGCAUUGGUAAAGCAAUUGCAAAGAGAAUUGGCUAAACUGGAGAACGAAAUGAGGUGCUUGGGCGCAUCACCCCUCAAACUUGAUAUGGCUAGUUUGUUGAGAGAGAAAGAGCAACUCAUUGAGCAGGUGAUUAUACGACAUCAGAAAGCCAUUUUCCAUUCAUUUACGCAUGAUAUCUUGCAUCUUAGGAAAAAUAGAAGUAAAUACCAGUAUAAACCCUGGCUUUUUAUGACCAGAGAGAUAGAAGAGUUGACUCGACAACGUGACCUUGCUCAAUCUCGAGUUGAGAAUUUGCUACUAUCAGUUAGAGAAGUUCAAAUGUUAAAGAGUGCAGAAUAUCCAUCAUCAAAUUCAUUUAAAGUGGUCAAUGCUCCCUGUAGUACUAUUGAUCACAGCAAGCAUAGGUAUACUGUUGCACCAAGUGUGCCUAUGACCAACAACCAAUAUCUGAUUCCUCUAGAGAGCUAUGAAGAGGAAUGUCAUCCCGAUGGCAUCAGUCCAUUGUUGGUUGGACCUGAUACAAGCAACGGCUUCAAUGAGGCUGUAAAUAUGGGUGAAGAGUUCGAAGAUAACUGCAAGGAAGAAGGGAAACCAGCCAUGAGGGGGUCCAUGGUCAAGGAAAUAGAAGCAAAUCAAUUAUCAGCUAUUCCCGAGGAAGAGGAAGAAAAGGUAUCCCUCAGUGCUCCUGAGGGUAUUGAAGGAAAAUUAGACAUGACUGAAACCAUGAAAGAAUAUGUAGUAUCAUCCCCCCAAAAGGAGGAUUUGAAAUCAAGUCAUAAGCAGAAGCAGAAGCUGCAGGGAAAUGUACCAUCUUCACCUAACUUUGAGAACCCGCAACACAAUGAAAGCAUACCCCCUUCCACAACAGUUGAAAAGGACUUCCUUCAAAACGCAAAAGCCCUUUCCCGUAAGCUUUCUGAACUGAAAGGUGACAACAGAAAUGGAAAGAUGUCCAGAAGUCGAUCUCAAAAUUCAUUUACCGGUGCCACUGAUCUUCCUGAAGGUGGCAGUGAGAUAAAACCGCAACCAGAAACAGAAAAUGAUAAGAAAUUGGCACCUGAAACCAAGGAUAAGACCGAGAAUUCCACAGAAAGUAACGAUUCCGUGAAACUGCAUUCUAGUUGGCCCGUUGAAUUCGAGAAUUUACAGAGAAAGAUAAUCGAACUUUGGGAUGCAUGCAAUGUACCUUUAAUCCAUAGAACCUAUUUCAUCAUGCUUUUCAAAGGCGACCCUUCUGAUUCCAUUUAUAUGGAGGUAGAGUUCAGAAGAUUGUCUUUUCUAAAGAACUCAAUGCCAUUGGGAAGCAAUGGUUUCAAAGAUACUCCAAUUGACACUGCAGCUUCAAGUGCGAAGGAUUUGGUUCGUGAGAGGAAAAUGUUGUGCAAGCAAAUACAAAAGUUGUUAUCGAAAAAACAGAAAGAGGAACUGUACAAGAAGUGGGGAAUUGGGUUGAACACUAAGCAGAGAAGCUUACAACUUUCGCAACGUAUAUGGACAAAGACGCAGGACAUGGGGCAUGUGAAAGAGAGUGCAGCUCUAGUGUCGAAGUUGGUAGGGUUUGCAGAACCGGGUCAAGAACCCAAGGAAGUAGUCGGAUUCAGCAUCUUGCCCAGAUCCGUAGCCCGAAAAUCCACCAGUUGGAAGAACGUACUUCCUCCUUUGUUAUAG